Messenger RNA from Striga hermonthica, 735 nucleotides. The record is from the annotation of a GenBank genome assembly. Lineage: Eukaryota; Viridiplantae; Streptophyta; Magnoliopsida; Lamiales; Orobanchaceae.
AUGGAUCAUAACAUUAAGUUCAACUCUGUUACAAGCAAGUUGCCUCCUGGAUUCAUAUUCCAGCCCACAGAUGAAGAGAUCAUCUUUCAGUACUUAGCCAGAAAGAUAUUCUCGUUUCCUUUGCCUGCUGACGUCGUCCCUGAAAUCAGUAGUUUUGCCGGUUUCGAGCCGUGGGCGUUGCCAGGUGAGGUGGAACAGGACAAGUACUUUUUCUGUAAAAAGGAAUGCAGCUAUCGGAAUUAUGUGAGUGGAGGAAGCCGAGUUACUUGUGAUGGGUUUUGGAGAGCUGUUGGGCACGACAAACUAAUCAGCUGUUCGAGAAGGAAGUCUCCCAUAGUCGGGAUCAAAAAGACGUUCGUUUUUUUCAAGGGAACACGUUCUUGUAAUUUCGCUAGAACCGAUUGGUACAUGCAUUUGCACAGCAUUGCCGUUAGAGGAAACACGAAAAAACAUUCGUCCAAGGAAUGCAUGGUGCAAAUAGGAAAAUGGGACUUGUGCCAUAUUUUUUCGAAGAAAAGGGGUGCCAAAUUUGAAGUCUGUGGUCAUAACGGGAGAUUUAUUAGUAGGCAUAAUGAGAAUUUAUUCGUGACGAGGGAAGAAAAACGUGUACAUUUUUCUUGUUCUUCAACAUCAUCAUCAUCAUCUUCUUCUUCAGACUCGGACACAGAGUGUAGUGUUCUGAGCGAGGAUCGGGCCGGGCCGGGCCGGGCCGGGCCGGGCCGGGCCGGAAAAUAG